CCCUAGCAGUUGCUUUUGGUGUACUGUCACAGUUUAGUUUUCUGGUGUUAUGGCUGCAAAAAUUCUGGUUGCUGGUGAAGAUUUCAUUGACAUUGAAGUUAGUUCAUAUCCGAACGCUUUCUUCUGUCACUCACAAACCAGCAGAGAGUUUGAGUUUCAGAUGUCUUCUUCCAUUAAUAAUGUUGAAGACAACAGAUCAUUAUCAGAAGCCAUAACUUCUCCUGCUGAUGAGCUUUUUUACAAAGGCAAGCUUCUUCCUCUUCAUCUACCUCCCAGAUUACAGAUGGUUCAGAAGCUUCUUCAAAACUGUCCUCUUCCUGAUCAUUUUGAUCAUCAUCACAAAAACCCGACCUUUGAGUUUGAUCAUAAUGAAGAUGAUGAUGAUCAUCAGCUCUUCAGCACUCCUUUAGCCAGCACCACUAAACCCUCACCAACCACAACCACAUACAACACGCCAUUUGAGUCUUGUCAAGUCAGCAGAGAACUAAACCCAGAAGAAUACAUCUUCGAGUUUGAUGAUGAUGAUCAUCACCAUGAAAAGAAGAAGAUCAUCAACAACAAUAACAAGAAGUCAUGGACCAAGAAGUUCAUGAACAAGUCUUCAAAUUUAGGGUCCACAAUAAAGGCUUCGAGGGCUUACCUUAGAUCUCUCUUUGGGAAAUCUGGAGGCUGUUCUUGUGAACCCUGUUAUGCAGUUUCAACCAAAGUUGCAGAUGAAAGCUCAGCUUCAAAGGGAUUGACCAAGAACACCAUAAAAUCAGUGAAGAGAGUCCCAUUUGGACAGAUUUAUCAGAAAACAAAUAACAAAGGAAAGAGAACGAGUAGUACUACUGAGGAUGGAACUGGAAGUAAUAAUAAUCGACACAGGAGAUCAUUCUCAGUUGGGUUGAAGUUGAUUCAAUCUGGAAACAAGUCUUCCUCUUCUCCAUCGUUUUUAGUUCCGAGCAAAUCAAAUGGUGGAAUAGUUCAUCAUCAUCAAAACCUGAUGAAGAGGUGCUGUAGUACGAAUUCUGAGAGAGAGAAUUCGAUUCAAGGAGCUAUUGCUCACUGUAAGAAGUCUCAUCAGAGUAGUACUGUGACUGUGAGUGAUAAUAUUAUUAAUGGAGGAACAACAGGUUUAUGCUUGUUUUCUUCUUCUUCUUCUUCAAUCUCUGUCUGCGAUGAUUAACAAAGACGUGUUGAGAUUUGUAGGGGCUGAUCAUCAUCUCAAACUUUUUGAUUUGGUUCCUUGUAAUUCCUCUAGCUUAAUUUAAGAAUGUUCAGUUUGGU
Molecule: messenger RNA, 1269 nt
Organism: Prosopis cineraria
Lineage: Eukaryota; Viridiplantae; Streptophyta; Magnoliopsida; Fabales; Fabaceae
Product: probable membrane-associated kinase regulator 4
Exons: 1
Coding region: 50-1168 (372 amino acids)
Cellular component (GO): plasma membrane
Molecular function (GO): kinase inhibitor activity
Source: RefSeq, a predicted model, not a curated record